GCUUGGUUUAAACCAAUAUAUAUAUAUAAAAGAAAUAAACUUUAAAUGAUCUUUUGUUUCAGAUUUAAGCUUCCUUAUAUACCAAUUAACAGUCUUUGGGGCUCUUUUCUUUCUUUUUGGGUGUUUAGCGGAAAAAAAACUUUUUCAAAUUCCUAAUACAAAGAGACAAAUCUGGGUUUUUACGGAUUUGUCUUAAAUCUUUUGCUUCUUAUUCAGAUUUGAACUUUACCCAUUCCCCAAUCCCUGUUUGCCAGCCAAGAAAAUCUAGGGAAAAUGAAAUUGAAGGUUCAAAUCUUUGAUUCAAAUCUGGGUUCUUUACGUUCCUAAUAAUUGGAUUUUCUGAAACUAUGUUCUCUUCUCUGGGAGUUUAGAUUACGUUCCAGGGAGAAUUGGGUGUUAAGUUCAACAUCCAAGAACUAACUAUUUUGAUGAGCUAAGGAUGGCGUUCAAAUCUAAGAUAAAAUGGGUUGCAUUAUUUGUGUUGACUUUAUCUUUGGGAUCAUUGACCGUUCAUCUUUCGUUAACAAAGUUUUCAAGUAUGAAUUUAGUCCAGUAUAGCGCAAAAGAAGCUUUAAGCCAUGAUUUUCCAUAUAUUGGAUCCCCUGUUGGCAGAAAUAAGAGGUUAUGGGGUGCUGUGAGGUCUUUAGAGUCUUUGCAGCCAUAUGCAAACCCGAGAAACGGAUAUCCAGUUCCAGGUAAAACUAGUAAUGGUUUCAUCUAUGCAAAAAUAUUUGGUGGAUUCGAGAAGAUAAGAUCUUCGAUAUGUGAUCUUGUCACCAUAUCCAGGCUUCUAAAUGCUACUCUUGUAAUUCCAGAGAUACAAGAAAGUACUCGUUCAAAAGGCAUAAGUUAUAAAUUCAAGAGUUUUUCCUAUCUUUACGAUGAGGAACAGUUCAUUGCUUCACUUAAAAAUGAUGUGAAUAUCAUAAAAAGCUUGCCCGAGUAUUUUAAGUCUGCGAGAAGAAGGAGCGAGUUCCCUACUUUCAAGCCCAAAAGUUCUGCUUCUCCAAAUUAUUAUGUCAAAGAAAUUUUGCCUAGCUUAAAGAAAGCGAAGGUUGUUGGGUUGAUUAUUAUGGACGGAGGGUGUCUGCAGCCGAUUCUUCCUCCUAUCCUGUCUGAGUUUCAGAGGCUUAGAUGCAGAGUUGCCUUUCACUCUCUCCAGCUUCGUCCUGAAAUUCAGAUCCUUGGCCUCCGGAUGGUGGAAAGACUACGAGCAUGGGGACAACCUUUCCUAGCAUAUCAUCCGGGUUUGGUGAGGGACACCUUGGCAUAUCACGGAUGUGCUGAGCUUUUCCAGGAUGUUCAUACAGAACUUAUACAAUAUCGAAGGGAACAGAUGAUCAAGCAAGGAAUCGUUAAUGACGAAUUAAGUGUUGAAUCACAUAUCCGCAGAGAAAAUGGUUCAUGUCCUCUCAUGCCUGAAGAGGUCGGACUUCUUCUUCGUGCAAUGGGCUAUCCUUCUAACACAAUUAUAUACGUGGCAGGUUCUCAAACUUUUGGCGGUCAACGUCUUCUGAUCCCUCUACGCGCUAUGUUUGCAAAUGUAGUUGAUCGCACUUCGUUGUGCAGCAAAACGGAAUUGUCGGAUUUGGUUGGUCCUGAAACACCUCUUCCACCUGAUGUUUUUAAGAUGCCUAAUCCGAAAAGUGAAGAACAACUCAAAGAAGAGUGGAAUAGAGCUGGUCCACGGCCUCGACCCCUUCCUCCACCUCCUGAUAGGCCUGUAUAUCAACAUGAAAAAGAAGGCUGGUACGCUUGGAUUACCGAGAAUGACAAAGAACCCAACCCUUCCCCAAUGGAUCUUAGGAUGCAAGCUCACAGGUUACUUUGGGAUGCCCUUGAUUAUAUAGUCUCUGUGGAAGCAGAUGCAUUCUUUCCCGGUUUUCACAGUGAUGGCAGCAGAUGGCCUGAUUUCUCAGGCUUGGUUAUUGGACAGAGGUUGUACGAAAGGGCUUCUUCUCGGACAUAUCGACCAGACAGGAAAAAAAUUGCUGAACUUUUCAACGUAAUCCGUGAUGACAUGUUCCAUCCGAAGCGUAGUUGGAUACUAUCAGCUAGAGAACAUCUCAACAGAAGUUUGAGUGAAGAGGGCCUUAUCAGACAGUCACUGUUGUCAAAGCCAACUUCCUUUCUGUCCCAUCCGAUUCCCGAAUGCUCUUGUAGAAUUUCUUCUGUUGAGAUCACGAAACCUAUAAAAGGCAAAGAUGGCAGAAUUUUAUUCGGAGGUGAACCGGAAUGCCCCAAAUGGAUGCAAUCAGCUAGGGCUGAAAAGGCUAGAACCAAUGAAACUGAACCAGCAGAAGACGAGAACGACGUGCCUGAACAGCUAGAACCAGAUGUCAUAAGUAGUUUAACUUCACUGAUUGAUCAUGACGAAGAAUGGGAUCCAAACGACUAACUGGAUUUAUAGACAGUACGUUUCUAUCUUCAUAUAUAUCAUCAACGGGUGGGAAUUCAUUUGCUGGAGAACUUUCGACACGGAGAGUAGCAAGUAAACAUCAUUCUUUGAUUUCCAUAGUUACAGUCACUAAUGUUUUUGAGGUGAAUAAAGUAGUCAAUUUAUUUGUCUUUUUCUUUUAUUUUAUUUUUAGUAGAUUCAUAGAAACCAAAAGAAUUAUUCCAAUGUCUUUAUACAUCAAAUAGUUGUUCUAACAUGAGAAGGGUGAAAAGAUUCAAGUCAUAGAUUUUGUCAUUGGAGAAGCUGAAAGUCAUUGCUGUAAUUUUUCUUUUAGUAUUUCUCACUGUGCUUCUUCAACUGGGUUCUUUUAUCCUAUUAUUAUUGUUUUUCUUUUUGGGGUUUAAAAUGAUGUAAAUUUGCAGAGGUUGUUAAUGAGAUAGUUUUGUUAUGACAAUAUUUUAUACUGUGAUUAGUUGGAUUUUUUUUU
Messenger RNA from Gossypium raimondii (Peruvian cotton), 2885 nucleotides. RefSeq names its product protein EMBRYO SAC DEVELOPMENT ARREST 30. The transcript is spliced from 11 exons. The coding region runs from base 440 to 2398 and encodes 652 amino acids. Lineage: Eukaryota; Viridiplantae; Streptophyta; Magnoliopsida; Malvales; Malvaceae. The record is from RefSeq and is a predicted model, not a curated record. Gene Ontology annotation, cellular component: chloroplast; Golgi apparatus; cytoplasm.